UUAUUUAAUACAAUUUCGAGCGCGCCCUGGUAGAAUUGAAGCGAUACCGGCAGCUUACCCGGUAGAUUUAAAUGGAUUUAAAUGAUUCUCUUAUGCCCCAAAAUAAAAUAAGAAAAUAUCUGAUUGGCUGGUCCAGUGGAAAAACUCCAGGCACGAGGGGGCUGAGGGCUGAGUCAGCUGAGUGACUGGCGUCAAUCGCAACGUGGUCCGAACGAAACGCUCCCUCCUAACCUCUAACCUAACCUAACCUCUCUUUUCGCACGUCUUGACUCUUCUCGUUCAUUUCUUAUUUUACUAUACGCACCGUCGUUAAUUUUCCGACUGUAAAUCUCCUUUUUCACAUAUGUACUCUAUAUUCAAUUCGAUUCGACGUGAUUCACUCGGUUUUAUCGCCAUGAGUGUUGCGACACCGAUGUACGGUAAUCGCGAAACUUGACACUUGCACUGCUCCGAUCGCGUGGAUUGACAAACGCCGUCGUUGGUUACAGGAGAUUGUUGAAUAAUCUUGAUUUUUCAUGAAUCGCUUUUGUCAUGACGAGCGAGGAUAACGUGUGGAGAGAACUAGCAAGAAUCCCUGCCGAUCCCCCCGACACGAGAGACAAGUGUCAACAAUGCAGGAGACCUGUACAAGUAUGCUGGUGUCCGGGUUUGCCGAAGCAGCGUCUCAAUCCAGCGUCGAGGAUAAUAAUUUUGCAGCAUCCGGCAGAGGCAAAGCGCUGUCUGCGCACCGUGCCGAUGCUCGCAUUGGCAUUAGAAUCGGGAAAGUGCCUAAUUUUCAGGGGAAAAAAGUUUCCGUUGCCUAAGCACGAAGGCCUGGCGGAGAUAUUAAAUGACAAGAAUACUAUUUUGCUAUAUCCAUCACCUGGCGCUGUUGCGUUGGAUACGCUGGAUCCAGUUGGGAUCAAUGAGCAAAAGGCAUACAACUUGGUUCUGCUGGAUGGAACGUGGCCGCAAGCGAAAGCGAUAUAUCACUCGAGCCCAGCUCUGUAUUUUCUACGAGCUUGCAAGCUGAUCGGUGUACCCACUAGUGAAUACGUGAUCAGGACACAGCCGACGGAGGGUUGUCUCUCGACGCUGGAGACAGGCGCGAGUGCGCUCUCGAUUCUAGAAGGGGAUCCCGAACUGAGAGAGAAGAUGCUGGGUCCACUACAUUAUUUAUGUAGGUUUCAAUUAGAAAAUGGUGCGGUAACACACCAGAGCAAGGAGUUUCUUAUCAAACAGAAAGCUUAUCCAAAGUUAAUUGGCAAAAGACUCGCUAAACAAUUACGUAUAUUACCGGAUAGUACCUCAUAAUAUUAAGACGUACUGAAAGUUCAUCGAGAUAUAUAUUUGAAAAUUAGAUAAAUAUAUAAAAUAAAUAUCUUUCAUGAACUUCAUAUAAAGAGCGUUGAUAUGGAAAAGAAAUACUGCGUAAAGUUAGCACAUGAAAGUUUCAAUAAAUUUCUAUUUACAAUUUAUAAAAUAAGCCUAAGAUACUCUAUUCUAGCGGCUCGAAAAAAUUAUUUUAGGAUUUUUAAAAAUAACAGCGGAUCUUUGUGAAGAUUUAUAAUAUAUCUUGUAAAUAUUAAUUUCCAUGUUUGGAAGAAAACGGUUUGAUAAUAUGACGUGUCAUUUCUCAUAAAAUUGUAAAAAAUGUAAGAAAAAUACUAUUUAUCCAAUGAAAUAUAUUUGGAAUAUUAAACUUAAUUUUAUUAAAAAAAUAAAGUAAAAUGUUAUAAACAACUUAUCCUUCUCGAUACCCGGGCUAGCUAGGAAUUACUAUUUUCUUUCAAUAAGUAGAUCAUUUGACUAAUUUUCAAAAUAUCCAACAUAUUAACUUUGAAAAUGUUUUGAGAAAAACGUGAUCAAGUUUUAUAAGUUUUUUUAUUUUUAAGUAAAAUUUGUGCACUACCAGAUACUUACAGCUAAUCUACUAUUUCAAAAUCGUUCACCCGGCAAAAAUAUUGGCAAUUUAAAAUGGAUAAGAUUCAAACAGAAAAGAACAUCUUUUGUCCUAUUACUCGUGUCCGGAGCGUGGUGACUUCUCUUCAUAUACAUGUGUUGCGCACGUGGAUUAUACACAUUGUAUAUGGAACCUACAGUUUAACGCCGAUUUCGAACGGCAAUUUUUUGGAGAAGUUUUCGUGGCAAGACAUACUCUCGGUGGUUUGCCAUUGCCUUCCGAGAGGAGAACGAGCGAAUAAAAUUUUCUAGCUCUACCGGGAAUCGAACCCGGGAUCUUUGGCUUAAUAGACCAGUGCGCUGUCUACUAGGCCACGCUCGUCUCUUGGGGUGCUUUCGGUUUCUUCAAAUAAUUCCAGUUUACUUGAUCCCUUUUUGCUAUUUGAAUCUCUGGAGUAAAAAGAACCCUUAAAACCUGUAUUUCUAUUAUCUUGAUAUCAUUCUUUGUAUCGUAAAAUUUUAUUUUCAUAAUUUUGUUU
Messenger RNA from Temnothorax curvispinosus, 2420 nucleotides. RefSeq names its product DTW domain-containing protein 2-like. The transcript is spliced from 5 exons. Lineage: Eukaryota; Metazoa; Arthropoda; Insecta; Hymenoptera; Formicidae. The record is from RefSeq and is a predicted model, not a curated record. Bases 532 to 1293 code for a protein of 253 amino acids.